Messenger RNA from Schistocerca serialis cubense, 1451 nucleotides. RefSeq names its product hexokinase type 2-like. The transcript is spliced from 9 exons. The record is from RefSeq and is a predicted model, not a curated record. Gene Ontology annotation, cellular component: mitochondrion; cytosol. Gene Ontology annotation, biological process: intracellular glucose homeostasis; glycolytic process; glucose 6-phosphate metabolic process. NCBI's taxonomy places the organism in Eukaryota, Metazoa, Arthropoda, Insecta, Orthoptera, Acrididae. Gene Ontology annotation, molecular function: fructokinase activity; ATP binding; mannokinase activity. The coding region runs from base 1 to 1344 and encodes 447 amino acids.
AUGCCUCCGCAGCCGAGCGAACCGGUAAGGCAGUUAUGCAAGGAAUUCCAUCUCACUGAUGUUCAAGUUAACCAACUUAUGUCUUCUUUUUUGGAGGACGUAAAGCUUGGUCUGGGGAAGGAUACACAUCCAAAUUCAAUUGUAAAAUGUUUUAUAACAUAUGUGCAGGAUCUUCCAAAUGGGAAAGAAAGGGGAAAAUUCCUUGCGCUUGAUCUUGGAGGUACUAAUUUUCGUGUUCUUGUUAUUCACUUGUCUGAGAAGCACUUUGACAUGAAAGCCAAGAUAUUUGCAAUACCACAAAAAAUUAUGGUGGGAACUGGAACACAGCUGUUUGAUCAUAUAGCUGAAUGUCUAGUGGCAUUUGUUAAGGAGCAUCAGUUACACACAGAAGUACUGCCUCUAGGAUUUACAUUCAGCUUUCCAUUAAUGCAGAAAGGACUAUCUGUAGGAAUUCUUGAAAGGUGGACUAAAGGCUUCAACUGCUCUGGUGUUAUUGGACAAGAUGUAGUUCAGCUGCUGAGAGAUGCACUGGACAAAAAACCGGAUGUGAAGAUUAACAUUGCUGCAGUUCUUAAUGACACUACAGGUACGCUGAUGUCAUGUGCAUGGAAGGAUCACAACACAAAAAUAGGACUCAUCAUUGGAACUGGUACAAAUUCGUGCUAUGUAGAAAAAACUGAGAAUGCAGAACUGUUUGAUGGCGACAGGAGCAAACCAUAUGUAAUCAUCAACACAGAAAGUGGAGCAUUUGGUGAUGAUGGAAAACUUAAUUUUAUUAGAACAGAAUAUGACAAAGAUGUAGAUGACAAUUCCAUAAAUCCUGGAAGACAACUGCAUGAGAAGAUGAUAUCAGGAAUGUAUAUGGGAGAAAUAGUUCGACUGAUAGCUGAGAAAGCUAUUAAAAUGAAUGCCAUCCUGGGUGGAAAAGGUUCUGAUGCAUUUCAAAAGCGAGGGGGUUUCUUCACUAAAUAUGUAUCUGAAAUAGAAAGUGAUAAACCAGGUUCUUACACAAAUGUUAAGAGAAUAAUGAAUGAGCUUGGUCUUCCACAUGCAACUGAACAAGAUUUUGUAGACUUCAGACAUAUGUGUGAAGCUGUUUCUUCAAGAGCUGGUGUCAUGGUCUCUGCUUCAAUGGCUACAUUACUUAAUAAAAUGGGUUUUGAACAAGCAACUAUUGGCAUUGAUGGUUCACUCUAUCGAUUUCACCCUGGGUUUGCAGACCUAAUGACAAGAAAAAUUUCACAAUUAGUGAAGCCAGGGAUUAAAUUCAAGCUAAUGUUGUCAGAAGAUGGAAGUGGAAGAGGAGCAGCUCUAGUUGCUGCUGUUGCCAGUCGGGGAGACUAACAGCAGUCAGAGUUAAAUACUUUGUUUUUUGUUUUAAGCAGAUUAGCUUAAAUCUGUCUUUUCUCUUGUAGAAAAAUUAUUUGCCUUAAUGUUUUGUGGCCUGGGUU